This is a messenger RNA of Macrobrachium nipponense, 2928 nucleotides long. Its product is annotated as lysophosphatidic acid receptor 4-like. The coding region runs from base 741 to 2129 and encodes 462 amino acids. The transcript is spliced from 6 exons. The record is from RefSeq and is a predicted model, not a curated record. Gene Ontology annotation, biological process: G protein-coupled receptor signaling pathway. Gene Ontology annotation, molecular function: G protein-coupled receptor activity. Gene Ontology annotation, cellular component: membrane. Lineage: Eukaryota; Metazoa; Arthropoda; Malacostraca; Decapoda; Palaemonidae.
UUACCUUUCCCCAGCUACUGGUACCGACAGGUCAUUAUUCCUUGCAGUCGUGCAACCUCUCGAUUGAUUAAAAUACUCGCAUUUGACGGCACCAGAGUCACACCCGAGCGACACCUUAACUCCUUCAUCCUUCCCGUUAUCGCAGCAGAGAUAAAGAGUCGAGGAGAUCAUUUUUAUCAGGUAUACAAGUUUGAUGCAGCCACACUCUGGCUCGGUCUGUCAUUGCAAUUAGUGGUGUGGAUGACGUUCCCCCGUCGCUGCAUACGAUCCGCCUCUUAGUGGGUAGUAGUACUCAGAUUCUUCUGUACUCGUCUUUUUGCAGAUUCCAGAACUUGGAGAUGGUGCCAGCUGACCGGAGCGAGUCUCAAUGUAACCGCCUCGUUUAUCAUGCUGUCACCACGUAAGAAACUUGACUAGGACUGGCAUGUGUCCUGGAAAUUAUCGCUGUUUCGAGAAGCUGGGGCUGCUGCUGCUGCUGUGGACGGUGACUCAACAUUUGGACUAUAGCGCAUACCCUUCGAUCUAUACUACAGGAAACCGAUUCUACUCACGCUGAGAAACAUUACGACGAAUGGCACGCCAUCCGGAGUCAGCAGGAUAAGCUCUGGACCGAUUCCCCAAAGACAGCUCUCAGGAAGUGGUUCACACAACAGUCCCAAUUCAGCGUCUCACAAGCGCAGGGCAGAACACGAAAGUCGAGAAACUGGCUAUAAAAGAAGGACGCCCCUCAACGAGUCGACAUGGAGGCGGUGUUGUUUCUCCACAGCGAAGAAGACGGCGGCAAUUCUACCUGCAACUACACAGCUUCCAGGUGCUGCGAGUCGAACCUCAAGCCUGAAAAUUGGUCCCUCGUGUUGGGAAUGUUUGUCACCUUCUUCGUGAUCGUCGUGGGAACCUCUGGAAAUCUAAUGACGCUGUGCACCCUCGCCCACCAGUUCUCCAUGAGGCGAAGACAUAGAUUCAUCAAGGACUUCACGGCGGACACCGUAUUCAUCACGAACCUCGCCAUCGCCGACCUCUUCUACUCAGCGAUCAACUUGCCCUUCAUCUUCACGACUUAUUACAGAAUAUACAACGAAGUGAGUGAGUGUCCUUGGAAAGUAGACAGUCUACCCUGCAAGGUCUCUGCUUUCCUUCGCUACGCCAACGCCAUUUCUGAGUGGAUGACGCUGGGUCUCAUGGCCCUGGAAAGGAGCGUCUGCAUCUACAAGUACAGGAGUCAUCAGGGGAAAAGCAAAUGGUUUACGAGAAACAAAGCAAUUUUGUACUGCGUCCUCAUCUGGUCCUUCGGACUGUUGUGUCAAGUACACACGCUCACGUCGGAGCAAUCCUUUAGUUACAACGAAGCCUUCGUCAAGUGCGACUUCAUUGAAGAGAGGCCUCGUCUUCUGUUCUUCGCCAUAGAGAGCCUGGUGCCCUGUAUCCUCAUCCUGAUAGGAUACAUAGUCAUCCUUUGCCAGAUCUACAGCAAGGAUGCACGUAUCCUACUGUUCACUGUAACUCGAGGAGGACCCCGGCAGAAAGAAGGCCUGCGCAGGAGUCGGACCACCAGGGUCAUCCUCAUGCUGCUGUUCGUGUAUCUGAUCUGUGUCAUCCCGCUGUGUGCCUACAACAUCGGCGUCGGGACCUUGAAGGAGUCAGAUAGGGACACGCUGAAGGACCUCGGCAUCGUCAUCUACUGCCUCUACUGGUGCCAGUACUUCAUCAACAACUUCAUCUACGUCGUCAGCAACGAGAAGUAUCGCAAGGCCUACUGCCAGUUCCUGGCGCUCGUCACUCGACGCCAGGUGCAGCUUCCGGCGACGACGACGACCCACCCCCGGUCCAUCGCGCAGCGGAAUCUCCGGGGGCGUCACCACCAGUCGGUGUUCUCCAUCACCAACAGCUCCAACAACUUCCUGUCCACCUCCGGGAUCAAGGUGCGAACCAUCUCCGAGUGCGAGGAGCGGCACCGGGACCUCCUCGUUGGAGAUUACCAGCUGCAAUACGAGUCGAGGGCGAGUUCCUUCUGCUCGCCCUUGGAGGUGUCGACUUGCUCGGUGCCUCUACCUCUGCCGUACUCCCAGAAGAACUGCGAGGUCAUUCUUCGCAGGUGGUCAUUGCCCAAGUGCCACUCGUUCUCCUCAUGAGCGCUUCGAGCUAUUAACUUGCGUCCAGUGGCCAUUACUAUGUAUAAUUUGAGUAUAUCUUAGUUUAACCAGACCACAGACCACUGAGCUGAUUAACAGCUCUCCUAGGGCUGGCCCUAAGGAUUAGAUAUUUUUCACGUGGCUAGGAACCAAUUGGUUACUCAGCAACGGGACCUACAGCUUAUUGUGGGAUCCGAACCACAUUAUAUCGAGAAAUUAAUUUCUAAUCACCAGAAACAAAUUUCUCUGAUUCCAUGUUGGCAGAGCAGGGAAUUGAACUCGGGACUACCGAAUCGGUAGGCGAGCGCAACCACUCGUCCAACGAGAAACUAUUACUAUGUAUAAAUGUCGUCAAUAUUGAUCGCAUGAUUAUGAAACCCUGCGUGAAGUGUCAUUAGUUCUUCAAGGACGACCCGGAAUGACAGGAAAUCUGGCAUUAAAAGACUCCAAUCAAACCGAAAAGUUCAUCUGUGAUUUUAAACGUAAAGAAACGAGGGAAUGCGCGUUGAUUCCAGAAAGUGAUUGACUGGUCAAUAAAUAAAUGAUCUAUGCAUUGAAAAAUGUUCAGGAAUUUUCAAGUUGCUGUGUUCUCAGUUACGCUAAACUUCGCAUGUACCUGUCUGAACAAAACCCUCGUUUAUAUCUGUUGUUAAUCUUACUGUAUAUCAGUUUUUAUCUGUACCGGAAGACUUUAUCCACGGAAACGUCGAUAGCGCAAGCUAUUGAUAAGAUAUUCCUAAAGAUUCAGGUCUGUAGUGAGAUAAUCCCUGGUCACUGUUCCAUACGUACGGACACAAAC